AUGGAGAACAAAAAGGGAUGUUUCAAGCUUUUUGGUGUUAUUAUUUCAGAGCAAAAUCAACAUCAGAAUAUACAAAACAACGUUACCAAUUCGAAUUCGGAGACUUCUGCAGAAGACAAAGCUGAGGUUGAAGUGAUUGAAGCUCAUCCGAGGAAACGCAAAGCGGCACGUGCGACGCAAAUUAAAGUCAAGAGAUGGACGGAGGAGGAACAUCAAAAGUUUUUGAGUGGUCUGAAAUAUUGCGGAAGAGGAGAUUGGAAAGGAAUUUCAAAGUUCUUUGUGCCCACCAGGACACCAACGCAGGUUGCUAGUCAUGCUCAGAAGUAUUUUAUUUCACAGGCUUCAACUGACCGGAGGAAUUUUAGACCAAGCAUCUUUGAUUUGUCACUCAACCAAUCUGUACAACCUCCCAGAAAAGAUAAAUGGCUUCCAGGAAGUAGUAACGCGCCAUCGUUGUUGCCGUCGCCGUCGCCGUCACCAUCACCAUCACCAUCAUGUGUCGAGGCAUCGAGCCAUCUGAGAUCAGCUUAUGCACUCAUGCCUAUACCCUGGCUGACUAUGCAUUUGCCAUAG
This is a messenger RNA of Pistacia vera, 573 nucleotides long. Its product is annotated as probable transcription factor At5g61620. Gene Ontology annotation, biological process: response to auxin; response to gibberellin; response to ethylene. Lineage: Eukaryota; Viridiplantae; Streptophyta; Magnoliopsida; Sapindales; Anacardiaceae. The record is from RefSeq and is a predicted model, not a curated record. The transcript has 3 exons. Bases 1 to 573 code for a protein of 190 amino acids. Gene Ontology annotation, molecular function: DNA binding.